This is a messenger RNA of Cucumis melo (muskmelon), 813 nucleotides long. Its product is annotated as sm-like protein LSM36B. Gene Ontology annotation, molecular function: RNA binding. Lineage: Eukaryota; Viridiplantae; Streptophyta; Magnoliopsida; Cucurbitales; Cucurbitaceae. The transcript is spliced from 4 exons. Gene Ontology annotation, cellular component: U4/U6 x U5 tri-snRNP complex; U6 snRNP; P-body. Gene Ontology annotation, biological process: maturation of SSU-rRNA; mRNA splicing, via spliceosome. The record is from RefSeq and is a predicted model, not a curated record. Bases 280 to 558 code for a protein of 92 amino acids.
UUUAAUAAAACGAGGAAAAAGAAAAAGAAAUAAUAAUUAAUGAGUGAAUAAAGAGAGCAAAUUAGUUUUUGCCCUAACCAUCGUCUUCUUCUUCUUCAUCUUCUUCUCUCUCACUGUAGAGUUUCUCCGACUAUCCUUUCUUCUCUCACACUCUCUCUGCUUUAUCAGCUCUCAUCCACCUUCGCAUUUCUUUCAGUAAUAGCGGCACCAGAUCUUCAGUUUUCUUGUCUUCAUUCCACGGUAUAAAAAGUUGGUUGUGCAAAUAGAAGAAAACUAAAGAUGAGUAUUGGUGGUGAAAAAGGUUCUGCAUCAACAAAGACACCAGCGGACUUUCUCAAAUCAAUUCGGGGUCGUCCCGUAGUUGUGAAACUCAACUCUGGUGUUGACUACCGAGGUAUUCUUGCCUGUCUCGAUGGAUACAUGAAUAUAGCAAUGGAGCAAACCGAAGAAUACGUUAAUGGACAGUUGAAGAACAAAUAUGGCGAUGCUUUCAUUCGCGGAAAUAACGUUCUGUACAUCAGUACAUCAAAGAGGACAUUAGCAGAAGGGUCGUCUUAGCAACGCUAAGAAUUCUGACAGGAAAUGAGAGAUUGGUCGGAAUUGGAAAUUGAUCAUGAAAUUGUGUUGUGUACAAUGAAGUAGUGAAUCCAAUCAUGGCGCCAUGAUGUUAUGUUCUUGUGCUUGUGAACAACUUCGACCAAAAGUCUUGUUUAGUAGAAAUGAAAUGCAAACUAUGAACCUUUGGACCUUUCUUUUAUUGGAAUUACUAUUCUGAUAUGCCUGAGACUCAAAUAACAAAUCCCUUCUUCUUAA